Messenger RNA from Aspergillus pseudonomiae, 1655 nucleotides. RefSeq lists its product as uncharacterized. Bases 151 to 1278 code for a protein of 375 amino acids. NCBI's taxonomy places the organism in Eukaryota, Fungi, Ascomycota, Eurotiomycetes, Eurotiales, Aspergillaceae. The record is from RefSeq and is a predicted model, not a curated record. The transcript is spliced from 5 exons.
AUCGCGAUAUAAAUAUUGGCCUUGAUGGCUUUGUCUUGUCUCUGUUUCUAUCUUGCCUUGAUAUUCCUCCUCUAUUAGUAUCUAGACAUCGUCUCAAUUGCAUCCCAAUUCUUUCCCUCUCCCAAAACCUCUCCACACAAGUCAUAAACAAUGUCUUACAACAACCGUGACAACGACUACAGCUCCAGCCGCUCUGGUGGAAAUGAUAACUAUGGAUCUCGCCAGGGCAAUGAGUCCUACGGAUCCUCCGGUCUAGGAAGUGAUUCGUACGGUUCCUCCAACCGCUCAGGAAACUCUGGCUACGGUGGUUCUGAUUCCUACAACUCCUCCAGCCGUUCUGGAGGAAAUGACUCCUACGGUUCCAGCCGUGACAAUGACAGCUAUGGCUCCUCCGGUAACAAAAACAGCAGCGGCGGCUCCUACGGCUCGUCCAACCGGGACAAUUACGGAUCUUCCAACGAUUCUUACGGUUCCAGCAACCGCAAGGACAACGACUCCUACGGAUCCUCUGGUGAUUCCUACGGAUCCAAGAAGGACAACCUGAGCUCUUACGGUUCCAACAGUGACAACUACGGUUCCAGCAACCGCAAAGACAACGACUCCUACGGAUCUUCUGGGGACUCCUAUGGUUCCAAGAAGGACCACAGCUCUUCUAGUGGCUCUUAUGGUUCUAGCCGCCGUGACAACGACAACGAUACCUCUUAUGGUUCUAAGAAGGAUAGUUACGGCUCUUCUAACGACUCCUACGGCUCUAAGAAUGACUCUUAUGAUUCUAAGAAGGACAGCUAUGGCUCCUCCAGUGGCUCAUAUGGUUCCAGCAAUGACAACAAGAACAGCUCCUACGGAUCUUCUGGUGAUUCCUACGGCUCCAAGAAGGACCACAGCUCUUCCAGUGGCUCUUAUGGCUCUAGCCGUCGUGACAACGACAACGAUAACUCUUAUGGUUCUAAGAAUGACAGCUACGGUUCUAGCCGUCGUGACAACGACAACGAUAACUCUUAUGGUUCUAAGAAUGACAGCUACGGCUCCAGCCGUCGUGACAAUGAUAACGAUGACUCUUAUGGUUCUAAGAAUGAUAGCUACGGUUCUAGCCGUCGUGACAACGACGACUCGUAUGGUUCCAGCCGUCGUGAUAACGAUAGCAGCUCUUACGGGUCCGGUAACAACUACGGCUCGAAGAAUGACAGCUAUGGAUCUUCUGACUCCUACGGUUCUAAGAACCAGGGUGGCUCGUACGGAUCCAGUGAGCGCUCUGGAUACGGUAACUCUGGUUACUAGGUGUUGUGAGAGUAGGGCUUUAUGGUGUCAUUGUUAAUUGAUGAAUGUAUUUAAUCAUUGCUAUGAGCUUAUAACAUGCAUUGAGAUUCCAAACUAUAGAGUUUUGUUCGAUCAGUCUGAAUCAUAAUAACUAGAGACUCAUGCGAAUUUACGGAUUCUGGCCAGCGACCGAUAUAAGUGAAAAUAUAAACUGGAAGGCAUGUACUCAAGAUUGAAAAAUAUAAGUAUGAGCAGGAAGAGCUUUCCCAUUCACUUUUAAUGUACUACACCGCCGUGUAGUGCACUAUUUCAAGUAUACUUUAAAAGUAGCGUAACCCUCCACAGGUUUCCUCAAUGUUGACAUCUUUGAAAUGGAAGUAGGAUAAUGACAUCCAUUU